UUGCUUUGUGAAGCAGCAAAACCGACGACUCCCCGCCUCCUGCCAUUUCUUCUACCCUCUGAGCGCACCCCAACUGUGUAGGCAGAUCACUCUCCCCGAUGCCGCACGCGACAAUGGAUUCCGACUUGGAGCCCUAUGCUGCGCAGCAGCAGCGCGAACUCGACGACGAAGCCAAGAUUCUAGCAAUGAUUUCUGGAAAUAGUGGAGGUACCGAUGCCGACGACUUCCUGAAGGGCGUUGCGGACCGAGACCUCGAUGUGGGGGAAAAAGCUGACGACGCCGUCGACUACGGGGACAUUUCGGAUGACGAUGACCUGCCCGACGAGGAAGACGUCGUGUUUGGGAAUGGCGUACAGCAUGCUAGUGGGAGCACGGUACAAGACUUUACACCGGACGGCUUUGAGCAGGAUGAUGAUUUGGACGAUUUGUUCGGCGAUGGGAUGUCCAGUCCGGUCCAAGAACGGUCACAGCAGGACCAUCUCCCCGCUUCUUCUGUCGAAACACUCGCUUCAGGCCAGGUGGCAGGGUCGAAGGCUGCAAUAGACACUGUCACGUCUUCGCUCGAUGGCCACCCCGCAUUCCGUCCCGUUGAUUACGGUGUCAUGCAAGAGGAGGAAAUUGACCCCGAGCUGGCUGAGCAGAUGGCCUUGUUUGCACAGGCAAGACGAGGGCAAACAGAACGCGUGCCACCUCCUCCACAAACAUCCAAAGAGAUCUUCGAUCAAAUAUGGCCCGAUUUCGAGCCCGACAUGCCACCGCGCUUCUUUAGCUUAAUACCUCGAAAACGCGCUUUCUUCGUCCCAAAGACACCCCUUAAAGUCCCGAAGCCCAUCCAGCCGAACAAGGUCAACCUCGAUAUCGCUCCCGACCAAGAGAAAGCCUUCCGACUACCUUCCACAAGUGCAACAACCAAAGUAGGCCGACAGUUAGAGGCUGAGCAGCAGGGCAUCAUCUAUAUCACUAAUGGCAUCGAAGAGGAUAAUCAGAGCGGUGAUGAGAUGGAACUGGACGAUCUGGACAACGAGAAUGAACAAGAGAUGAUCGGCAACGUUUCGUGGAACGACUUGAAGAUCGCUUGCGAGGAUUGGGAUAUCCCUAGUGUUGAUACACCCUCUGAUACUGAAGAACUUCAGACACCUCCAGAUGCGUUCAUAGAUGAGGGCGAUUGGAUGCGAGACCUCGCCGCAGAAAUGAGCGGACCUCCGGCAAAGAAGCGGAAACUUGGGGAACGAAAGAACCAUAUUCAAUUCUCGGUCUACGAUCACAUGAAUAUCCCCUCCUUGGAUGAUCCCGAACUUGCUACGUCGAAAAUCUCGAAGAAGAUUAUUCUAGAUAUGAACGACCCUCAUCUUUUGCUUGACGUCCAGCAGCCAAGCGCUGAACCGAAGAAGCCGCGGACAUUAGGCCAAGAAUUUAAACGAGACAGCCGUGGCAGUCUAGCUAACCCGAUGUUCAAACGGUACAACAUCUCCAAUGACGACGCCUACGAUGCUCUCAAGGAGAAUGCCCAACAAAAGGUCCGAAGUACGCUAGGACAUAUGAGUAUUGAACAUAGCUUGCCCGCCCUGAAGCUUCAGUAUCCGUUCUACAAGGUUAAUCUUUCUGACCGCGAGCUUCGGUCUUUCCAUCGCCCGUCCAUCACUUUCAAGCCUGGUGAACGAGUGUUCCCCAUUAGUCUCAAGCCAACGAAGAGGAAGCACAAGAAGAACCUCAAACCAUCCGAAGCUUUUGCGAAAGCCGAAGAUCUCAACGUCGGUGAUGGUUCAGACCUCCUGCUCGCCGAGUACUCAGAGGAAUACCCCACUACUCUCUCUAACUUCGGAAUGGGUGUUAAGAUUGUAAAUUACUACCGCCGGAAGGACAACGAAGAUGCUUCGAGGCCCAAGCUGGAUCUCGGUGAGACUGCAGUGCUACUGCCCCAAGACAAAAGCCCGUUCUCCGUGUUCGGUGAUGUGGAAGCUGGACAGACUGUACCCGCGUUGCAGAACGCCAUGUACCGUGCACCUAUCUUCCAACACGACCCUAAGUCAACUGAUUUCUUAGUCAGCAGGAGCCACACUGGUACUGAGGGAUCCAAAUACUACAUCAGGAAUCUUCAAAACUUGGUGACGGUGGGCCAGGAAUUCCCGUCGGUUGAGGUACCUGGAACGCACGCACGGAAGGUGACGGAAGCUUCCAAGAAGCGUCUGAAGAUGCUGUCCUUCCGUAUCUACCGAAAGAACGCAGAAAAGAACGCUAGGCAGCCAUGGCUUAGCAACGAGAUGAUCAAAUAUCAUCUUCCAGGUACCGAGAUUGCACAGAACCGAUCUAGGAUGAGAGAAAUCAUGUCAUAUGAUAAAGAAAAGGCCACGUGGUUCCCCAAAGACGGCGAGACUAUCCCUGACGAACCGUCACUGCGGGCGUGGAUUAAGCCUGAGGACAUUUGCCUGAUCGACUCAAUGCAUGCAGGCGAUAAGCAUCUCACGGAUGCCGGUUUCAAAGCCAACGAGAUCAAGGACGACGAAGACGCUGAAGAGGGCGAAAAGCGCGAACUCCAGCUUGCACCGUGGCACACCACCAAGAACUUCUUGAAUGCUUGCGCAGGAAAAGCGAUGCUGGAGCUUCACGGUGACGGCGAUCCAACUGGUCGUGGUGAGGGCUUCAGUUUUAUCAAAGUAUCCAUGAAGGGCGGUUUCAAAGAUAUCGGUCAGAGCACUGCUGAUAAGCUUGAUGCCAAGAAAAGCAAAGAGCUUGGAGGCCAUAGCUAUAACGUUGCGCUCCAGCAGAAACGCUACGAAGAGGCCAUCAAACGCAUCUGGAACAAGCAGGCCGAAAGCCUUCGCUCCACUGUGGAACAUUCUGACGUGGAGAUGGAUGUCGACAACGGCGACAUGCGCCAGAAUCAAGGCCGAGGGCGAUCUGAAUUCGGAACCCCUGUCGCCCUGAUGCGCGACGACGAUACCAUGAGUCAGUUCAGCCGGAACAGUCAGAACGACACGCGUGGCAAAGUCCUCCGCAUCAAGCGCUGGACCAAGAACAAACACGACGAAUACGAGCAGCAAGUCGUCACCAUCACAGAUCCGGAAGUUGUUCGACUGUACUCUAAGCGCAAGAAGCAAGAACGUCUCAUGAACAUGCGAAUCGACGAAAUCAAGCCAACCGGAAAUGCGGAAUUCGACGCCCAGCAACAACUUAAGCUCAAAGCUGAGCUGGCUCGUCUUACGCGCAACGUCGAACGUCGUGAAGGCCGCGAGAAGGCAAAGGGUCUCCAUACCGUUCACGCUCCUGGCGGCGGGACUCCUGCGGGUUUGCCGACUGGCAAGAUUUCUGGUUCCACGCCGAGGAAGUGUGCAAAUUGCGGGGAGGUGGGACAUAUUAAAACCAACAAAAAACUUUGCCCUCUGCUCAAUGGUCAGAAGAAACAGAGCGAUACUUUCCGUGAUGCUACUGCUGCAUCUCCGGUUACCGUCGCGGUGGCCCCGACGCCGCAGGUUGCUGGGAGUCCACUUUGAAGGCGUGUUCUUAACUAAUACCUCUGGUCAAACAUGGAAUUUAUUUUGGCUUAAGAUUGCUUGCUGGCGUGCGUGCAACGACAGAUAUUGCGACGGGAGUAAAUGAAUGGC
This is a messenger RNA of Lindgomyces ingoldianus, 3602 nucleotides long. RefSeq lists its product as uncharacterized. Gene Ontology annotation, cellular component: transcription factor TFIID complex. Gene Ontology annotation, molecular function: RNA polymerase II general transcription initiation factor activity; TBP-class protein binding; histone acetyltransferase activity. The record is from RefSeq and is a predicted model, not a curated record. Lineage: Eukaryota; Fungi; Ascomycota; Dothideomycetes; Pleosporales; Lindgomycetaceae. The coding region runs from base 99 to 3491 and encodes 1130 amino acids. Gene Ontology annotation, biological process: transcription by RNA polymerase II; RNA polymerase II preinitiation complex assembly. The transcript is spliced from 2 exons.